CUAAUGCAAAGUGGACAACCAGGUCCAGAUGCCAGGUUUCUGAGUCCCUAGGCUUUCCCUGAUACUCGACACUGGGUCUUAUUCUCACCAGCUGCUCGCUCAAAAUGACGUUUAAAAUUUUUGGCCAUUCAAAGCUGUGCUUGAAUUAGAUGGUAAGGAGUUCGUCGAUCUCUGGGCGCGCCCGUCAGAAUCGAAGGCGAUAAGAAGCACAUCAGUGCAUUCAUGUGCAAGGUGCCUCAACCUUGCGCUUCUAACCACGUUCUUUGUUACGCGACCGCAAAAUUGGUUGAUAUGGCACACUCGGGAAUGCUGACAUAAUGUGGGCAGCCAGCUUCAGUCUCUCCCCAACAACGCGUUGUGCAACCCCCGCCCACUUUCCCAGUCCCCGUAUAUUCCUAUGGUCCCUGCAUCUUGGCCCCCUGCUGUGCGUGAGCAGGGCAGCGGGGAUGCCAACAGGUGGAAGUCCGUCAACCCGGGCCCAGAGGAUCCGGGAUCUUAUAGGGCUCAUACGUCUUAGCUCCAGCACGCAGCGCUUUCGCUGUUGGAUCCAGCAACUGUCUUCCAGUCUUCACCGUCAUUACGCGCUACUGAGCGCGGACGUGGUAUUGGCAAAAUACCGUUAACGUCCAAUUCGUGUGUUCGGCAACAGCGUCACGAUGUUACAGAUGGAGUCCAUUAUACUCCCACUCUGAACACAGGAGUAGCCCAGGAUGCCAACAUAGUCUGGUGCUCGCCGAGCGGCCAGACAC
This is a messenger RNA of Cantharellus anzutake, 749 nucleotides long. RefSeq lists its product as uncharacterized. The transcript has a single exon. NCBI's taxonomy places the organism in Eukaryota, Fungi, Basidiomycota, Agaricomycetes, Cantharellales, Hydnaceae. The record is from RefSeq and is a predicted model, not a curated record. The coding region runs from base 318 to 623 and encodes 101 amino acids.